CAGUUCGAGGAAAAGUGAUAUUUCAUAAUUCAUGCACAUGGUUGGUCCGAAGCAAAAGUGAAAAGCGAGUGCAUGAGUUUUCACGAAUUACAAGGCGGUUUGUGAGCAGGAUAUCCGAAUGUUAGGCCUUGUUGAAAUUCUAACAGCAACAACAACAACAGCAACAACAAAAUAAUUUCAGAUUCUCACUGUUUGCAGGUGUCACCAAAGUUCGUUGACAUUUUGAUAUUGAAAAUUAUUCACAGCCCUCGUCUGGACACAAGCCUAUCCGUCAAAGGACGAAAUGGCAGAAGGUGAUAAAACUAAAUCCUGUCUGAAAGAAGACGAUGAAAUGGUGGACAUUAUGUACAGCGGGAAGACUUUAUGGAACAAAAUCUUGCGUUUGGACGAGGAAUGCACUAAAAAACUAAGCUUCUGCGCAAUGUUAGACUCUAGCUUCGGACGUCUCAGGCCGUUCAUGAAACUCCUAGAGAUAUCUUGUCACGGAAUUCCCUGGUAUCUUUGUACCAUAGCUGGGCUAAUGAUGGCAUACAGACCGGAAAAUAUUGAAGUUUUGAUGAAUUUAUUAAUAGGUUUAUUUCUGGACAUCACAGUAGUUGGGCUUACCAAGGUGAUAGUUCGUCGAGCACGACCCGCUCAUAAUCAGAUGGACAUGUUUGCCACAAUAUCCGUGGACAAUUAUUCCUUCCCAUCAGGCCACGCGAGCAGAGCAGCCAUGUUGUUGUUGUUUUUUGUAAAGAAAGUGUUUUCCCCAGGGUCCAUGUGGUGUUACCUCAUGUGGGUGUGGUCAGUCAGUGUUAGCGUCUCCAGGGUGAUUCUCGGGCGUCAUCAUAUAUUGGAUGUUGUUGCAGGAUUUCUUAUUGGGAUAUGUCAGUAUUACGUUUUAUUACAAUUCUGGCUUCCGGCCUCGCUUUGUAUAAGUAUACUGGAGCCAUAUCUGGGCCAUUUCCAUUUGUAGUAUACUGCAACUAUAAUAAGGCCACAGAAAAACAUUACUUUUCCAAUACAAACCCCCUGAAUUAAAAGAAAAGAAUGACUUUCUUUUGUAAAAAUUGUUUUGUCUUUUUAAGAAAUUUAAAAAACAUCAGUGGAUUGAUAGAAUAAGAAAUGUGUAAUUUUCGAGCAUUACUUAACUACAUGGUGAAGCUCAGGAAUCUCAAUAACUGGUCUAUCAUUAGAGCUGUAAAAGCAGUAGGCCUACCUGGUUUAUAGCUGUCUUAAUAUGAUAUGCCUGUUGUCAGUCUACUCACCACAAAGUGUACUUUACC
Molecule: messenger RNA, 1268 nt
Organism: Liolophura sinensis
Lineage: Eukaryota; Metazoa; Mollusca; Polyplacophora; Chitonida; Chitonidae
Product: polyisoprenoid diphosphate/phosphate phosphohydrolase PLPP6-like
Exons: 2
Coding region: 284-958 (224 amino acids)
Molecular function (GO): sphingosine-1-phosphate phosphatase activity
Source: RefSeq, a predicted model, not a curated record